AUAGUCAUUGACCUCAAUUCCCAAACUCUGGUCUUGACUGCCCACUCCCCAGUAUCUCGAGGAAGAGGCGAAGAAUAGAGUCAAUUGUGAAGAUGGUGAGAGUGGCAACGUUUUUCGGGAUAUCAUUUGGGGCCUUUCUAUUUUGGCAAUCAAUGGAUAGAGUCCACGUCUGGAUUGCUCUUCACCAGGAUGAGAAGAAGGAAAGACUUGAAAAGUUGAUGGAGAUCAGGAGGGUCAGAGAAGAGCUAUUGCAGCAAGCUAAGCAGACAGAUACUCUAGCAUGAGCCACAGCUACUUAUGUGGUCAAAUUUCUAUUUCCUUUAUUUCCCUCAAGUGCUGGUAGCUCUUUGAGCUUCUUUUUCAAAAACAUUGUAACAAAAUAAUUGAUUUGGCAAAUUAGUUUUGCUUAUGUCUUGAACAAUUUUCUUCCUUGUUGCUGAUUUAUCAAAAAUAAUUAAUACUCGUUCUAUCAA
Molecule: messenger RNA, 473 nt
Organism: Hevea brasiliensis (rubber tree)
Lineage: Eukaryota; Viridiplantae; Streptophyta; Magnoliopsida; Malpighiales; Euphorbiaceae
Exons: 2
Coding region: 93-284 (63 amino acids)
Source: RefSeq, a predicted model, not a curated record